UUGGAUUGUGAUGGGCUGGGAAAGGUUGAUGAGGAAGAUCUGCUUCGGGGCAUGUGAAACACCGUGCGCGUGGUCGUCGGAGUUCCUGGCCGUUCGUCGUCAGAAGGGCGUUGCGUUCUAACACUUCUGCUUGGAUUGUUUGAAGUAUCGUGCUGUUUGCAGGAUGUCCGAGACGUUGGUGCCAGAUGUCGUCGGGAGCGCGGUGACCGGGCGAGCGGUGGUAGAUGUCGGCGUUGGAGAAGAACGCGACGACCGAGGCGGGACUUCGACAAGCUUCUCGUGUGGCGAGCAUAAGUUGGUCUGCUUCGGUUGGCUGUCCUCGUGUCGCUGGUGGUGGUACUCGGCUGGGUCCUGCUGCCGAUACUGCAGGUAUGGUGUUGGAGUGCCAGAAGCCGUCGCUGUCGAAGUCGGGAUCAAGAUCUGGCGGAUGAGUCCAGGCGGCGAAGGAUACGAUACCGUCGCUGUCGGCAGUUCCGCGGUCGGG
Messenger RNA from Closterium sp. NIES-67, 484 nucleotides. Lineage: Eukaryota; Viridiplantae; Streptophyta; Zygnematophyceae; Desmidiales; Closteriaceae. The record is from the annotation of a GenBank genome assembly.